This is a messenger RNA of Eruca vesicaria subsp. sativa (arugula), 393 nucleotides long. The record is from the annotation of a GenBank genome assembly. NCBI's taxonomy places the organism in Eukaryota, Viridiplantae, Streptophyta, Magnoliopsida, Brassicales, Brassicaceae.
AUGAGAAAUUCACCAAAACUUUAUGUAGCUUCUCUGAUCAUGGUUCUUUUGUUUGGCCCGAGUCAUGAACUACCACCGUUUUGGCCCGCAACCACCGUCACAAUGACAAAUAAACUUGGAGGUCCACUUCUUACGGUUCACUGCAAAUCCAAAGAGAACGAUUUGGGGGUUCACAUGGUGGCUGCCAACACAGAUUACUUCUUUACGUUUCAGCCAAAUAUAUGGAAAUCAACACUGUUCUUCUGCAGCUUCCAAUGGAACAAUCAAGUCAAGCAGUUUGAUAUAUUUGAUGCCAUGAGAGAUCAAGAUGACGGUUAUAAACAAAACUGGACUAUUAGACUUUAUGGCCCAUGCAAGCUUGGUAAAAAGGUUAACUGUUUCCUAUGGAAAUGA